Molecule: messenger RNA, 1155 nt
Organism: Coffea arabica (coffee)
Lineage: Eukaryota; Viridiplantae; Streptophyta; Magnoliopsida; Gentianales; Rubiaceae
Source: RefSeq, a predicted model, not a curated record
GCACCGAAGCAUUGUCCGUAGAAGUAUCAAGUACCAAUUCGGACCCACGAGAAACAUGUCGAGUAGAGGAGCCGACUCCCCGUCACCAGCCGAUGACAUUGGCAUUGCUUUCCCGGAGUGCGACCGCCUCCACCGGGCCUUAUCAGAUUGCCACCGGCGGAUGCCGGCGGGUCCAUCUCGGCAGGCGGCAUGCCGCCUCCUGAAUCACUCUCUAGCCCAGUGUUUAGUAGCGGUAGCUUGUCCAAAUGAAUCAGAAGCCGUCCGAAACCUCUGCUCCAGCGGCGGCACCGCCCUCAAGCGCCACCAGUGCCGGCAGGCUCAGCAAUCUCUCGCUGUCUGCCUCUCCUCGCGUCAGCUUCAAGAAUCCUAACUUCCAAAUUGAACUCUGCAGAAUUCUCCAUCUUCCAUAAUCGUCUUCUUAAGGUUACUGUUAUUGAGCUUUCACAUUUUCUAGAAUGAUUUUUGAGUUGUUGGUCAUUUUUAUCCAUUCUUGAGGAAGAAUUCAGUUUGAUGUAUCAGGUUAUACUUGCAGUUUAUGGUAUCUAUAUGACGUAGUCUACAAUUAAGGGUUGUCUUUUGGCUUGCCAAGAUUGUUAUGGACUUUGAUAUUUUUGAGCUCGUGUCUUGCCAAUCUUCUUUUUAGUGUUAUAGUUGCCUUAUUACAACAGAAACUGCAUUCCUUUCUUUUUUCUGGUCAUCUGCCGAUGAAGUUUACCACCUAAAUGGUCUACCGCUACCAGUCUAUGACAAACUAUUAAGGGAUGAUAGCUCUGUAUUGAUUAUUGAAGUUUGAGUUUGGAACUCGAGUUUCUUUUAUCGUUUACAAUGAAGAACUGGUGCCAACCUCGUUAGGAUUUAUCUGAACCUUUGAAACUGGAAGACGAGACUGGGAAGAAUGUAUUUGUGGAUUAAGUUUGUCACUUUUUAAAUAUUUUCUUAUUUUUGUUACCAGAAUAGUGCUCUUUAAGAAUUUCCGGGAUUGAAAUUUACUCUUGUUGUACCUUUGGUGAUAGACAUUCAAGUCAUCUGAGGCUUUUAGUCUUCUAUAUUUCAGAUAUGGUUAACUAUGCUCUCAAUUUGGCUUGGUCAAAUUAGUUGUACAUGUGUGAAUUCUACAUUUAUCCAAUUUCUGCUCUCAUUCUUAUGGGAUAAUAA